UGUCACGUCAUAUCCGUAGAGUGACGCAGCUGCGGGUCAGAGGCGGCGGCAAAAUGGCGGCACCGGACGAGCGGGAGUUGUCGGCGGAGCAAACUGAAAAGCUCCUUCAGUUCCAGGAUUUGACUGGCAUAGAGUCCAUGGACCAAUGUCGUCAUACACUGGAGCAACACAACUGGAAUAUAGAGGCAGCUGUUCAGGACCGAUUAAAUGAACAAGAGGGAGUCCCAAGUGUCUUCAACCCACCACCUUCUCGGCCCUUGCAGGUCAACACUGCGGAUCACAGAAUCUACAGCUAUGUUGUUUCAAGGCCACAGCCAAGGGGUUUAUUAGGUUGGGGUUACUAUUUGAUAAUGCUUCCAUUCCGAUUUACAUAUUACACAUUACUUGAUAUAUUUAGGUUUGCUUUGCGUUUUAUCCGUCCUGAUCCUCGUAGUCGGGUCACUGACCCUGUAGGGGACAUUGUUUCAUUUAUUCAUAUAUUUGAAGAAAAAUAUGGAAGAAUACAUCCUGUCUUCUAUCAGGGAACAUACAGCCAGGCGCUGAAUGAUGCCAAGAGGGAGUUGCGCUUCCUCCUUGUUUACCUGCAUGGCGAUGAUCAUCAAGAUACUGAUGAAUUCUGUCGCAGUACACUCUGUGCACCAGAAGUAAUUUCCCUCAUAAACACUAGGAUGCUCUUCUGGGCAUGUUCUACCAAUAAACCAGAAGGAUACAGAGUGUCUCAGGCUUUGCGUGAGAACACCUACCCUUUCUUGGCAGUGAUCAUGCUGAAAGAUCGUAGAAUGACUGUGGUUGGAAGGUUAGAAGGACUUAUCCAACCUGAUGAUCUCAUUAACCAAUUGACAUUCAUUAUGGAUUCCAAUCAGACAUACUUGGUGUCUGAGCGUCUGGAAAGAGAAGAACGAAACCAAACUCAGGUCCUGAGGCAGCAACAGGAUGAGGCAUACCUGGCUUCCUUACGGGCAGAUCAAGAGAAAGAACGUAAGAAAAAGGAAGAGCGAGAGAAGAAGAAGAGAAAGGAGGAAGAGGUGCAACAGCAGAAGCUGGCAGAGGAGAGAAGGCGGCAGACUUUGCGAGAGGAGAAGGAACGGAAAUCUGAAUGCCUUCCCCCCGAGCCACAUCCUGAUGAUCCUGAAAGUGUGAAGAUCAUCUUCAAGAUGCCCAAUGACUCAAGGGUGGAAAGGAGGUUUUACUUUACACAAUCUUUAACUGUGAUCCAUGAUUUCCUAUUCUCUUUGAAAGAGAGUCCAGAAAAGUUCCAGAUUGAGGCCAAUUUCCCCCGCCGUGUCCUGCCCUGCCUUCCUACAGAGGAAUGGCCUAAUCCACCCACGCUGCAAGAAGCCGGACUCAGCCACACGGAAGUUCUCUUUGUGCAAGACCUUACGGACGAUUGACAUUUAUCCAAAAUACAGAGAUGGAAAGAGAAAUUCCUAUUAUAAUACAAUAUUUUUUUUAAAGACUGCUGCAUACAAAUGAGGGAUCAGAGACUAUAUGGCCUGGCCAGCCAUGUCAUGUGACUGCACUGGCAGGAGAAAACUGCACACUCGCACACACUCAGCCCCUUUUACAUUGAGAGGGCCGAUGGGAGGAGCCACAAUUGGCGUCCCAAGAGAGGGUCAGAAAUGCAGCUUUUGGUAAACGCUGCUUUUAUUGGAAAUAAUUUACACCAUCAUUUUGACAUUAGAAAAUUUGACGUUCUGCUGCUUUUGACAGCUAAAGAAACGUACCUGUGAGUCAGGUUGAGAUCUGCCCCCCACUGGGGAGAGACAGAUAGGUUAUUUUCUUCCAGCUUCUCACUCUGUAAAAAAUACCUUAAAUAUAUCUUUUGCUUUGUAAUGACCAAAGGAGAAUGGGUUAACAAUAAUUUUUUUUUCUAAAUAUGGAGCUGUUGAUAUUCUUAACAACAGAGGUUUUUCUUCUCCAGGGUUGUUAGCUGCAUAGUGUAAUAAACUCUGCCUCUAGUGUGCCUGUGCUAACACCUGUCAGUGUCUUACUGCCUCUUCAAUACCUAGCCCAAAUGUGACAAUGCCUUGCCCCAACCAUGUGCAGACCUACAACGGUAGUAGAGCAUCAUUCUGGAAUUGACACUGUUUUUGACUUUAACACAGCCUCACUCCAUUUGGGAUGAGCCUUUUUCUGUGCUAGUGUAAGAUGUUUGCAAUUUAAUCUGAUGAAUCUGCAGUGGUGACUGAGAAAAAAAAAAAAAGAAAUCAGCAUCGAAGAAUGGACUCAUAAUCUUUGCUGAGCCAGGUGAGUAGUAAGGUCAUUUGUCAAUGUUGAUAGGUGUUACAGUCACCUGAAAGACCCCAGGGAUGAUGAACUGAACAUUGUGAUUGGUACCUCUGAAUUUUAAAGUACGUCAUAGUUCAUGCAGACAGAUCUUUUUAAUAAGGUUAUAGCCUCGAAGUUGGAUCAGGACUUUCUUGCCCAUGAAAAGAACUAAGGUGUAGCAGAGGUUUCCCAAUAGAGGAAGGGAGCUGGAUGGCAAAUUUCUCCAAUUCUCUUGCAGUUGCCAACUUCUAAGCAACAUACGUAGCAACAGGGUAGGAUUCAGAGAGAAAGGGCAAUCAAAGGAACCAACUUUUUACCCUUCUACUAGAUGAGCUCUUCUGAAUCCAAGUGUGGAGGUGGGGAUUAAGUCAAUUCCAUCUCACAAUUUGAGUUCCUGGGAUCAGAAAACCUUUUUCCCUUUUGAUUUUUCAGCCAAAAAUGUAAUUGAUAGAAUGUCCUUUUGGACUGUAGUUUUUCCUUUAAAGGUACAAAUCUUGCACGUAAAAUCCACUAGGUUUUCGUAUCCCUUCUUGCGAUUGAGAAACCUUCAGCCCUCUUGCUUCUGUGUUAACUUGCAAAUAAUAUUGUUUCCGGCAAGGGGUAGCGUGAACUCAUGCAGUAUUACUUUUCAUUUGCUAUUCUUGGCUUUCCCUCUAUGUUCUGUUUGACUUGGACAGAAGCAGAAGUCCACUAGUCUUCUCCUAUGUCUUGCCAACAAUUAAAAGGGGAAAGCUGUUAAAUAACUUGGAAUUAAAAGGAAAACUAUGAAGUAGGAACUUAACUCUCUGAAUUGUGUAUGCAUAUGUGUAGUGAGUUUGGGUGGUAUAUGUGCACAUGUACUAAAACAUAUAUACAUUUUCCUCCAUCUGCAUUAAAAGACCUGAUGAUA
Messenger RNA from Ahaetulla prasina, 3157 nucleotides. It is a transcript of the gene FAF2, whose product is annotated as Fas associated factor family member 2. Gene Ontology annotation, cellular component: endoplasmic reticulum. Gene Ontology annotation, molecular function: ubiquitin binding. The record is from RefSeq and is a predicted model, not a curated record. The coding region runs from base 54 to 1391 and encodes 445 amino acids. The transcript has 11 exons. NCBI's taxonomy places the organism in Eukaryota, Metazoa, Chordata, Lepidosauria, Squamata, Colubridae.